AUGGACGAGAUGCAGUCAGCGCUGCAGGAACUAUUCGAGAAGAACGAAACCAUGGCGGAGGAAUGCGAGAGGCUGCGCGAAGCGAACAGUCGCUUGACGGAGGAGAACGCAGAGCUGCUUAGUCGACUAUCAGCGCCCUGCAACUGCGCAAACGCAAACUGGAUCAGCGGAGUCCCUCCUUCGGCCGAAAGGAACGACCACACAUUCAGCAGCGGCUCCGGGUCCGGGCAGUUUGCGGGAGCGACAGAGGGCGCUUUUGCAGACGGCGCUGAUCUGCCUUCUCUGCCGGAUCUGCUCGACCAGUUCGACGUCGACGAAUCCCUCGAAGAGCUCGCGCAAUCUCUUCUCCAAGAUAUCGCCAGAGACCUGGAGGAGGCUGCUAACAGGCAAAACCAAGAGGAACCCGUCUCCGAUAAACAACGUAAUAAUCGGGAAAUGGUGGGGUCGCCAUCAGAAAAACUGGAAUCCUGUGGAAGCGCACUAGAAGAUGUAUCGUCGGACGACGACGACAUCUCGAAAUACCUGCUGCUUCAUCACAACUACAGUCUGAAACCAAAAAAGAACGCGCCCAAAAAAUCGACGAAACCAAAAUACAAAAAAAUCGUUCCGAAAGUGGAGCAGCCCCAUCUGCAAGUCAUCACCAUGGACCCUGCCAAAGUGACAGCCACUCUUACAGACGACAACGAGGUGGUUUAUUACGCCUUCGACGAAAUCACGAACUCUCUCACCGUUUUCUCUGCGGAAGACGCAGAAGUCGAAGUGGUCAACUGCGAGGAGGCGGAUGUUUCCUCCGCCGCCUCGGAUUACGGAUACGAAUCGCACGGGUCUCCGGAUCAUAUCAGCGAAGUCGAAGAUAUUUGGGAUAAGAGUAUAUCCGAAUUGUUUCCGACUUUAGCCUGAGUUUCGUAGAGAGUCGUUUGUAAGUUUAGCUGUUAAGGAUAUUUAUUUUUGUAUUUUGUUUUUUAUGAGAUUAAUAAUAAAAUUGUGUUAAGUGGCAUAAAAUUUGUUUUAUUGCAAAAUACCAGAUUUCCCUACAGUGAACAAG
This is a messenger RNA of Brassicogethes aeneus, 1045 nucleotides long. Lineage: Eukaryota; Metazoa; Arthropoda; Insecta; Coleoptera; Nitidulidae. The record is from the annotation of a GenBank genome assembly.